Molecule: messenger RNA, 1633 nt
Organism: Peromyscus leucopus (white-footed mouse)
Lineage: Eukaryota; Metazoa; Chordata; Mammalia; Rodentia; Cricetidae
Product: HLA class I histocompatibility antigen, alpha chain G
Exons: 5
Coding region: 6-1298 (430 amino acids)
Biological process (GO): positive regulation of T cell mediated cytotoxicity; antigen processing and presentation of endogenous peptide antigen via MHC class Ib; immune response
Cellular component (GO): external side of plasma membrane
Molecular function (GO): signaling receptor binding; peptide antigen binding
Source: RefSeq, a predicted model, not a curated record
AGAGGAUGGGGUCCACGGUGCCAUGCGCCCUGUAUCUGUUGCUGGCAGCCGCCCUGGCCUCAACUCAUAUCCGCGCCAGUGAGUGUGGGGUGGAGAGAGAAACAGUCUCUGCCAGGAGGAGCAAGAGCACCCGGCAGGGACCGCACACCGAAAGCCACGUCUCCGCCCUCGCCCACCUAGACCUCCCCUUUCCUCGAGAUGGACAGCCCCUGCCAGGCUCCCUUCUCCAAUCCGCGUCUGGAGCCCCGCACCCUGCACGCCUCCCAGCGAGUGCGCCAGUUCCCCGGUCUGGCCGGGUGCAGGGUCACCGAGCUUCUCCCCUAGGUUCACACUCCCUGCGGUAUUUCGUCAUCGCCUACAAUCCUGGCUAUCGCAAACUUCGGUUCACAGUCGUGGGCUACGUGGACAACACGCAGAUCUUGAGCUUCGACAGCGACGAGGAGAGUCCACGGGUGAAGCCGCGGGUGUCAUUUAUGGCUCAGGACCCAGAGCAUUUGGAGGAGUUGACGCGCUUCGGCAGGCGCGUCUUAUUAGUUGGUCGAGUCGAACUGUGGGCCGUGUUCAGCUCCCAUAGCCAGAGGGAGAAUGGGUCUCACACUAUCCAGUGUCUGUGCGGCUGUGACAUAGGACCAGACCACCGCCUCCUCCGUGGGUAUAAGCAGAUGGCUUAUGAAGGACAGGAUUACAUCGCUCUGACUGAGGACCUGCGCUCCUGGAUCGCAGAGGAUAACGAGGAGGCUCAGAACACCCGGCGCAAGUGGGAGGCAUCUGGUUUUGCAAGAUCAUGGAAGUCUUUCUUGGAGGGCACGUGCGUGGCGUGGCUUCUCAAAUACCUGGAUAAAGGGAAGGAGAUGCUGCAGCGUGCAGAUCCUCCAAAAACAAAUGUGACCCAUCACCCCAGGCCUGAAGGAGACGUCACCCUGAGGUGCUGGGCCCUGGGCUUCUAUCCUGCGGACAUUACCCUGACCUGGCAGAGGGAUGAGGAGGACCUGACCCAGGACAUGGAUCUUAUUGAGACCAGACCUGCAGGGGAUGGAACCUUCCAGAAGUGGGCAGCUGUGGUGGUUCCUUCGGGAGAAGAGCAGAGAUACACAUGCCAUGUGCUGCAUGAGGGGCUGCCUGAGCCCCUCAUCCUGAGAUGGGAGCCUCCUCCCUCUCCUACCAUCCCCACCAUGGGGAUAAUUGCUGGCCUGGUUCUCCUUGGAAUUUUGGUAGCUGGAGCUGUGACUGCCAUUGUGAUGAGGAAGAAUACAGGGUCUCACACUGUACCUCAGGCUGGCCUAGAACUCGCUAUGUAGCUGUGAUGGGAAAUCUUCAUUGCCAGCUUGACUGGAUUUAGAAUCUCCCAGGACUUGCAAUCUGGAAAUGUCUGUAAAGGAUUUCCAGAGAAGAUUAACUGAGGGGAGGGGACUAUACCUGAAUGUGGGUGACACCAGUCCCUGAUUUGGGGGCCCAGAGUGAAGAUAAGGGAAUAAGAGCCAGCAUGCUCACACUUUGCUUCCUGAUGCAUGGAGAUGUGAGACAUCCCAGCCAUGUGCUCCAGCUUCCAUGAACUCCACCAUGCCUUUCCUGCCAGGAUGGGUUGUACCUUCUUAAAUCAAAAACCAAAAGAAAUCCUUCUUGCCUUAAGUUA